AUGAGCGACUUCGACACAAGCCCGCCCGUCGGCUUCUACCUGCGACACAACGGCACCUGCGCAGACAACCAGAUCCAGUGCAGCUCCGAACCGCAAUGGUCCGACUCCUACGGCGAGUGGUUCAACUGCUGUCCCGAGGGCACCUUCUGCGUCGACAACACCUGCUGCCCGAGCACCUCGGGGUGCAAGGAAGCCAUCGAGAGCGACCCGCACUGCGCGAACAACCAGACGUGGGACCUGUAUUCGCAGGGCGGCGGCUAUUUCUGCUGCGAGCACGGCACGAUCGGGUAUGUGAAUAGCGGGCUGAUGGUGGGGAAUUCGAAGGCGAGUGGUGUUGCUUGUGCCGAGCAUUGGAUGCAGGGGGAUAAUUACGAUGUUCUGACUGCGGAGGCGAAGGGCACACCCACCCCAUCAUCAACGCCGUCCGCAUCUGCAUCAGCAUCCUCGUCACCAACCGCAACAGAGACAGGCAGCACAGACUCCGGCUCCGACUCCUCCAAGCGCACCGCCAUUAUCGGCGGCGUCGUCGGCGGUGUCGUCGGUGGUCUUGCCGGAAUCGCGCUCAUAAUCGCCCUGGUGUGGAUGCUCAAGCGCCGCCGACGAAAACAGGCCCAGGGCGCGACUGCGCUCCCAGACGGCGCCGAGGGCAGCGUACCGGGGACUACAGUGCCGGCCAACGAGUACAAGGGGGCCUUUGGGGAGCUCCCUGAUACCCAUGUCCGGUCGGAGCUGUCUGGGUCUCCGAAUGGGAUGGCGCAUGAAUUGCCUGCUGAGACGAGUCGGUAG
Messenger RNA from Aspergillus puulaauensis, 786 nucleotides. RefSeq lists its product as uncharacterized. The transcript has 2 exons. The record is from RefSeq and is a predicted model, not a curated record. NCBI's taxonomy places the organism in Eukaryota, Fungi, Ascomycota, Eurotiomycetes, Eurotiales, Aspergillaceae. The coding region runs from base 1 to 786 and encodes 261 amino acids.